UCCUACCACUACCACAGCACCAGCGACGGACCGGGCAGGCAGAGAAAAAGCAGACCAGACGAGACCUCUCGCGUUCCGUCCUCCUCCCUGCCCCUGCUGCCGUUCCCCUUCUUCCUCAGUUCUCCCGCCCGCUGCUGCCCUCCGUCCGCGUCCAGAUCCCGCCACCAACCGAUCCGGCGCCCUCCAGCAUGGCGGGGGCGGGGGCGAAGGCGGCGGGAGCCCUGGCUCUGGCGCUCGUGCUCGCGCUCGCGGGGGCCAACUCGGAGGGCGACGCGCUCUCGGCGCUGCGCCGGAGCCUCAGGGACCCCGGCGGCGUUCUGCAGAGCUGGGACCCCACGCUCGUCAACCCCUGCACCUGGUUCCACGUCACCUGCGACCGCGACAACCGCGUCACCCGCCUAGAUCUUGGUAAUUUGAACUUAUCUGGUCAUCUGGUGCCUGAGCUUGGGAAACUGGAGCAUCUUCAGUAUCUGGAACUUUAUAAGAAUAACAUUCAAGGAACAAUCCCUUCUGAGCUUGGCAAUUUGAAGAAUCUAAUAAGCUUCGACUUGUACAAGAACAACAUUUCGGGGACAAUACCUCCUGCCCUUGGAAAGUUGAAGUCCCUUGUAUUCUUGCGUCUCAAUGGCAAUCAUUUGACUGGGCCCAUCCCAAGGGAACUCGCUGGAAUAUCUAGUCUCAAAGUUGUUGAUGUUUCAAGUAAUGAUUUGUGCGGGACGAUUCCCACGUCUGGACCAUUUGAGCAUAUUCCUCUGAGCAACUUUGAGAAGAACCCGCGCUUGGAAGGUCCAGAGCUACAAGGCCUGGCCAUAUACGACACCAACUGCUAGAGGGCACCACGAAGAAAAGAACUGCUAGAAAGUAACGAGCGAACAAGGUUACCAGAAAUUGGGCGAUAUAGAUUUACUAGGUCUGGAUCUGUAAUCCUCCCUGCAUAGCUCUUAUUCGUAACUCGCUGUCGGCACGAAAGUUGGUGUGUGUUUUAGCAGAAUGCUUUCUGUCCGUGAAAGUAAACUUGAAACUGCUUAUUACGACUGAAAUGAUAUUGUCGUUCCCCCC
Molecule: messenger RNA, 1059 nt
Organism: Zea mays
Lineage: Eukaryota; Viridiplantae; Streptophyta; Magnoliopsida; Poales; Poaceae
Product: BRASSINOSTEROID INSENSITIVE 1-associated receptor kinase 1
Exons: 6
Coding region: 189-830 (213 amino acids)
Source: RefSeq, marked validated